Silurus meridionalis is the source of this 5843-nucleotide messenger RNA. It is a transcript of the gene mpp7a, whose product is annotated as MAGUK p55 scaffold protein 7a. Gene Ontology annotation, cellular component: cell-cell junction; plasma membrane. Gene Ontology annotation, molecular function: protein binding. The record is from RefSeq and is a predicted model, not a curated record. Lineage: Eukaryota; Metazoa; Chordata; Actinopteri; Siluriformes; Siluridae. The transcript has 17 exons. Bases 2267 to 3994 code for a protein of 575 amino acids. Gene Ontology annotation, biological process: protein localization to adherens junction.
GUAUGAUACGUUAUAUACAGUGUAAAUAUGGGUGGAAUGUACAGUAGUGCACUGAUAAACGUGAGUUCUGAAUGGUGCAAAAAUGUGUAGUGGAGAAGCAGAGCAAAAUACAAAGUGACCAUGCAGUGUUGACAUUGUGUGAUGAUCAGCCGUUCAGUGCAGUAACAGCCACAGAAAAAACGCUAGUCUGUUUGUGCGGCUCUGAGGCACCUGAAGCUUCCGCCCUAAUAGGAGAAGUAUGAAUAGUCCUUGGUCGGGGUGAGAGGUAUCUUUGAUGAUACUCCUCACACUUUGCGGUUAGCGUUUCUUGUGAAUGUUGUUAAAGUUGGGUAGCUAAGAGAUUCAUUUGGCGGUUUUCACCACCCUCUAAAGGGCUUUCCGUUCUGAAGCAGUGCAGCUGCUGUAACACACUGAGAUGCAGUUAGUGAAGAUGCUCUCAAUGAUCAGGUUUAAAGAGUUCAGAGACCAGGUGAGAUCCUCAGAGAUGUGGACUCCAAGGAAUUUAAAGCUGGGCUCGUUUUUAAUCCACAAUGAUCUCUUGUGUCUUCUUGGUGUUGAGUUUCAGGUUAUUGUCCUCACACAAUGGUACUGGGUGCUGGAUCUCCUCCCUGUAAGCCGUCUAAUCGUUACCUCUGAUCAGGCCUACCACCGUGGUGUCAUCUGCGAACUUAACGAUGCUGGUUGAGGCAUAGGCAGGUACGCAGUCAUGGGUGAAAAUUGAGAAUAGGAGAGGGGACAAUACACAUCCCUGAGGAUCCCCAGUGCUGAGGUUGAGACUGGAGGAGACGACUGUGUUCAGUCGGACAGACUGUGGUCUAUUCAUAAUAAAGUCCAGGGUCCCGUUGCAGAGAUUUGUGCUGAUGUCAAGCUGUUUCAGCUCCAAGAUUAGCUUGGAGGGACUAAUGGUGUUAAAAGCUGAUGUCCAGGUGGGUCAGGGCAGAAUGAAGUACCGUAGAAAUGGUGUCUUCGGUUGACCUAUGCGGGCGAUAUGCAAAUUGGUAUCGGUCCAGAUUUGGUGGCGGACAGGCUUUAAGAUGGGUGAGGACCAGUCUUUGUGAUUACAGGGAUGAGCACAAUGGGACUAAAGUCACCAAGUUCUGUUGCAGCAGAGUGUUUUGGCACUUGAAGCAGGUGGGGACAGUUGCCUUUGGCUUUGCAGAUUCCUCUCCUCAGAUUGGCGCAGGCGACGCUGUAGGCCCUCCCGGUCUCCAGGUCUAAAGGCUGUGUUUCGUGCUUUGGGCAAAAGACUUUAAGCCAGAUUUAACAGUCCUGAUUGUGGGUUUCACACGUGUGACGACUGGAGAUUACUUAGGCAGCAGGAACAACGAGAGAUGGUCCGAUUGUCCAAGGUGGGGGAGGGGUAUAACCCGCUAUGGACAAAUUAUGAUAAACAAAAUAAGUAUCUUCACCUCUCAUAUCUUCUGUUCGGAGUAGUUCUUUUGUCACGUGACUAAUAUAAUUAUUGUAACAAUGACAAGAUCAGACUAAAAGAAAGCUGAUCUAUUACAUGGUGUAGCGUCUAUGGGAGUCGAACGACAGAAGAGUCUAGAAGAGUGGAGAAGUUAACUACUCGAUUCUGUUUCCUGUACAUGAUCUACAGAGAUUUUGCGACGCCUUAAACACGUGAGUUUUUGUAGAAAAAUAAAUCACUCUUUGAGACUCUUCUGAGUCACGUUACAGACUCGUUCAUGAGCUACUCAUCACUAAACACUUCUCGAUCUGUACCGGAAAUUUAUUUUGAUAUACAAUUUUUUUUGGUAAAAUCUUAAGUGAUAUUUAUAGUAAACCGAUUAAAUUGGCCCAAAUUAAAUUGAUAAAAUAAAUGGAAAAAUUGUAUGCAAGUGUGUUGUUUACAUUUAAUAUUUAUUUAUGUCAUCAUAACGUUGGUGAUGACUGGAAUUGGCAGCGAUUUCGCACAUGCGCUGUAAAAUCGUAUUUCCGGUACGAUUCGAGUUGCCACAGAACCAAAAGAGGCGGGGCAAUAAAAGCAAUUAGAUCUACACGUUUUAAAUGUUUUUUAGCUUUUGUCCAGUAGGUGGUGCCGACGAUAAAUUCGGUUCCUAGCCUCAGGUCAUGGGUAUAAAGCAGUUUGCGGAGUUUUGUGUCGGUUUGCGACGUCGUUGCUGGGAUACAGCCUCACGUCCUGUUUGGUGCCGUCACUUCCAGGAUAGUCCAUGUCAUGUCCUGGGUCUCCAGCUUUCUCCUGAGGGAAGUCAAUGUCCGAUCCCCUGUCUGAAUCGCCCGCAUCGCCGUGGUAACCGUGAUCAUGCCGGCCCUCGCUACAGGUCCGGGUCCUGACACAGGUCUGUAUGAGCUGUUGUCAGUGUUGCCAUCUCAGCUUCAGAUGUACAUAAAGAGCACAGAAGAUCGCUCAUUUCUCCACACCAUGUUCAGCUCUCGGGGCCUGCACUCACUUGUCAAGAUCCAUGAGGAAUUGCAGCACUACAAGGAAAGAUGUCCAGCUCCUGUUGUGGACAGCGCUGGUGCUCUCGCUGAAGGAGUUUCUGAGGAGCUCCAGACAAAGCCACUGAGUGCAGACAUCACUGAGCUGCUGAAGCUCCUAUCGAAGCCUCAUGUAAAGAGUUUGUUGUCGGUUCAUGACACAGUGGCUCAGAAGAGUUAUGACCCCCAGCUUCCUCCUCUUCCAGACGACAUCGACGAUGAUGAAGAUUCGGUCAAGAUCAUCCGACUCGUCAAGAAUAAAGAGCCUCUAGGGGCCACCAUUAAAAAAGACGAAAAAACCGGCGCCAUCACCAUCGCUCGCAUCAUGAAGGGAGGAGCUGCAGACAGAAGUGGGCUAAUCCAUGUGGGAGACGAGCUGAAGGAGGUCAAUGGAUCUUCAGUGGAGGGGAAGAAACCAGAGGAUAUCAUUCAGAUUCUGUCUCAGUCUGAAGGUGCCAUCACGUUUAAAGUGGUACCGGGGCCUGAGAGCGAGGGUCCUGCAAGCGAACACAAGAUGUAUGUGAAGGCUCUGUUUGAUUACGACCCGGAGGAGGACAAGGCGAUUCCCUGUAAGGAGGCAGGAAUGAACUUCAGGAAGGGAGAUGUUCUGUGGGUCAUGUCUCAGCAGGAUGCUACAUGGUGGCAGGCCAAAAUAGAGGGCGGAGCCAACCCUCGUGCUGGACUCAUCCCCUCUAAACACUUCCAGGAGAGGAGAUUAGCUCUCAGACAGACAACAUCCAACACACAGCCUCAGAAGGUGUCUCGGAAACCAUCCGUUUUACGGAGAAGCUUCCGUCUGAGCAAAAGGGGGAAAAAGACGAACAAGUCGAUGUACGAGUGUAAGAAGAGCGAUCAGUAUGACACGGCGGACGUCCCCACUUAUGAAGAAGUUGCUCCAUACUGUCGAGCUCACGGGGCCAAGCACAGACUCGUCGUCCUGGUUGGUCCUACAGGUGUGGGUUUAAAUGAACUCAAGAGGAAGUUGCUGAUUUCUGACCCACAGCAUUUCAGCGUCACCAUCCCUCACACGUCUCGAGCAAAGAGGAAUCAGGAGAGUGACGGUGUGGAGUAUCACUUCAUCUCCAAGAACCUGUUUGAAACCGACCUCCAUAACAACAAGUUUGUUGAAUAUGGCGAGUAUAAGGGAAAUUACUACGGGACGAGUCUGGACUCAGUUCGGUCAGUUCUAACCAAAAACAAAGUGUGUCUUCUGGAUGUUCAGCCUCACUCCCUGAAGCACCUCCGCACGGCCGAGUUUAAGCCCUUCGUGGUGUUCGUGAAGCCUCCGUCCAUCGAGCGUCUGAGAGAGACCAGGAGGAACGCUCAGACCAUCUCAGGGAAAGGAGACAGGGACUCGUCCAGACCCUUAACGGACGAAGAUUUCCAGGAGACGAUCACGAGCGCUCAGCAGAUGGAGGAUCAGUACGGUCAUCUCUUCGACCUGGUGAUCGUGAACGACGAGCUGGCGCGAGCAUUCGGCGAGCUCAGCCAGGCUCUGAAGAAGGUGGAAACAGAGAUGCACUGGGUUCCGGUCAGCUGGACGCAAUCGUGAGGGAACGUCUUGGACGCAAAGACGGGACGCUACGUUUAAACAUGAAGAGACCGAGGACGAAGUGGAGGACGUUUUUUUUGUUGUUGUUGUUGUUGUUUUCCGAAGUUAGACGAGAUUUAUUUUCCGAGAUCAUUUAGCCUAAACGUGGUGACGGGGAGGGUUGUGUGUAACGGGGGGGUUUGCGGGGAUUUUAACCAGCUCUCGGACGCUUUUAUAGGCUACUGUGACACUAAAAGAAGGAAUUUUAGAUUUGUUUGUGUGUGUACUUGGUCAGCACGGUAAUUACACUCCAAAUGUCGUUAAACACGCGAGACAGCUGUGGAAGCGUGGGUUUACUUCACAGCGGGGCGAGCGGUCGCAUCGGGCAGCGUCCCGUUUUAACGUUAAUUUAUAAACACCGAAGGGAUUCUGUUUUUUUUUUCUGCAUUUUGGAUAAUUUUUUUUUUUUUUAACAACCCUGAAGCUCUUCCAACGUUUUUAUUUUAUAUUUAACUAGAAAAGUAAUAUAUUUUGAAUAAUUUUCAGGGGUUUUAUAAGCAAAAAAGACGACUUUUCUAGAGCUGAGCUUCUGCAAGCGGGUGAUGGGUUUAUAUUUAUACCAUAUAACGUAAUCCUGCUUUCAGUCUUCCUUUCUCUUCCUUUCGAGACUUUUACAGGAGGAGAAACUCUUCCGAUUUGAUCACGGGUACGUAGUCUAUACGCCAUUAAACCGCGGAACUGGCUCAGUUGUUGUCUUUUGCUUUAUUCAAGUCAGUUUUCUGUGUACAGCCUUUUUAAUUGUCCCAACGCAGCUUCGCAGAAAUAAAUGGAUUGUGAAUAUCCGAGGGGCGUUCAAGUCAAACUGGGACUUUGAAAGUAACCGGUAUAAAAAUAGGUGCUAGCGUGGCAGUACUACUCUGGCUAGCGUGUCCUUUUACUGAUUGGCCGGUAAUCAAGAUGGCCGACAAUGGUGUAAGUGCAUGGAACAGAGUGUGGUGAUGAAGUUCUGAACUAAGGUGUAAAGCCCACAGGUGUCUACUGAAGAAUUAAAGCGCUGUACGGUGAUGAGAUGUUCAGACACUGUAGGACAUUUUAAGGGUGUAAACGUUUUAAAGAUGGCCGUCAUUGACGAUCCUGUAGUUGUUCCCUGAUGACGAAGUGAAGCAGGCCGUCCAAGGAUGAGUUUAUAAAUGUAGCAGGGGAAUAUAGUAAAAAAUAAAUUCCUUCCCCACUCCUUGAAAUUUGUCCUUUUCUUUUAUAAACACAGACCCAGUUUGACUUGAACGCCCCUUGGACAUCAUGAGGAAGAAACCUCGACUCAAAAGGGAAUGUUCUCAACACCAGAUCUCCAUUCAUUGCAGUUCCAUCAUUGUUGAGGUUACCACUAAAGAUGGCUCCAUUGCUUAUGACAAUUGUAGUCACAGGUCUUGUGUGGAACCUUCCACAGUAACCUCAUAGCUCCUAUUCGUGUGGAAACUUCUUCCUCAGCAGCUAAUGGCCUCCGAUUCAGUUCCCAAGAAAUCAUGUAAAUGAUUUUAGAUGUUUUCGGUCAUUUUCUCAAUGUUCCCGAGUAUCGCUAUUUCAAAUCGAAGCUGGAACAUAAGAAUAAAUCUCCUGUUCUGCAGAGCGUUCAGGAAACUCAGCGCUGGUUGGUGUAAAAACAAGGUUAUGCAGGAAACUCGAUGUGGAUCAAGAAGAAGCACAAAGCAAUCUUCUGCUCAGGUGUCCAUUUAGUGUUUUUCUAUAUUCUGGUCAGUGUUCAAUCAGAAACGAUCUUCAGUCUUCAUCCUCACUGUGGUUUCAUGUUCAUGCUUCUUUCAUUACACGUUUUUCUUUGCUGUAAGAUAAAUGCCUUUGCAUUUAGCAUCUA